UGCUUGCUGAUCACAAUUGCGCAUGUGCCAACAGUCAACACGAUCAAGAGUAGCAGUCUUAAUGCUGAGCAACAUUUCAUGGAAAAAUGUGAAUAACACUUGAACAUCGCAGUUCAAAUAUAACCCGUUUUUUCGUAUCGUUGUGGGAUUUACCUUUUUUCUCUCCCAAGUAAUAAGAAAUUGCUUUCAUUGAUAACUACCGCACUGCGCAGUGACGGUUGGGGGAAGUUCACAAUUGGAGUAGCUACCCCAGACGCCGGCGGAGUGUCUGUUACAUCAAACGCUAUAAAAAGCUACUUCAGAGCAGAGCAUCCAUAUUUGCGUGUUUUCACAUCUUUAGGGACAGACAUCAUACAUUUCUUAUAGUGGAGAAGUCAUUGAAAAACAUAAAUAUUUUUCUUCUUGUUUCAAAAAUGGCCGCAGCAAUGGUGGAAAUGGACGGAAGUAUAAUGGAGGGUGGUGGGCAAAUUUUGAGAGUAUCUGCCGCACUGAGUUGCAUCAACGGCGCUUCCAUCAGAAUAAACAAAAUUCGCGCAGGUAGAGGUACACCAGGAUUAAGACCACAGCAUCUGUCAGGGUUGGAGUUGGUGAGGGACAUUUGUUGUGGAAAUCUUGAGGGAGGCUCAGUGGGAUCUACAGAAGUCACACUCACCCCUGGGAAAAUAAAAGCUGGGAAUCACACCGCAGACCCACAAACGGCAGGGAGUGUGGGGCUGCUGCUGCAAGUCUCUCUACCCUGUGCCCUGUACGCUGAUGGCCCCUCUGAGCUCUGUCUGAAGGGGGGCACCAAUGCGGAUAUGGCCCCGCAGAUUGACUACACCAUCAAGGUAUUCAAGCCCAUUGUGGAGAAGUUUGGUGUACAUUUCAACUGUGACUUGAGAAUGAGGGGCUACUACCCCAAAGGCGGAGGUGAGGUGGUGGCUAAGGUUAGCCCAGUGAGCGAGCUGAGCCCUGUCAACAUGACCGAACGAGGAACCAUCUCCAAGAUCUAUGGAAGGUCCUUUGUUGCUGGGGUUUUACCCUAUAAGCUUGCCAAGGACAUGGCCACGACUGCAACAAGAGUUAUCAGGCGAGAGAUAAAGGACCUUUACAUCAACAUUCAAACACUGCAGGAGAAGGACAUGGCCUGUGGAAGCGGCAACGGCAUCAUAAUCAUCGCAGAGUCUUCCACAGGCUGUAUAUUUGCAGGGUCAGCUCUUGGCAAGAAAGGUGUGUACCCAGACAAAGUGGGCUUUGAGGCUGCAGAGAUGCUGCUCAGGAAUAUAAGGCACAACGGCUGUGUGGACGAGUUUCUGCAGGACCAGCUCAUCCUUUUCAUGGCCUUGGCAAACGGCAUCUCCAGAAUCCGCACUGGCCCAGUCACCCUACACACAAAGACUGCAAUCCAUGUGGCAGAACAGCUCACCCAGGCCAAGUUUACAGUGACCAAGGCAGAUGACGAGAAUGCCAGCAAUGACACCUACAUCAUCGAGUGCCAAGGAGUGGGUGUCACCAACCCUCAUUUCUAGCCACACCAUGUGUCUAACCGCCCCUUUUAUGUUGUCUCCACCUGCAGCCGUGGAUAGAAGAGGCACUGGAGACACUACUGUGAUGUCACCUAACGGUCAGAUGCUGCUUCUAUUUAUAUUAGGAUUUAUUGUGGCCCUCGUGGCACGAUAUUCAAGCAAAUGAAUUAUUGGUUUACAAACGCACAGCCACAUGACAGUUGGUCAUCGUUGUCCUUUCCCCCUAUUGCAUUAACUGUCAUUACCCUCGUAGCUUGUAUAACUCAGGGUAUUAAUGCCUUACACUGUUAUAAUAAAAACAUUAGAUUUCUGUGUAGAAGGGGUGUACGUUUCAGCAGUCUCAGUGCAUACAGGCUUUUAUGGCAAAAAAAAGCAUUGUUCAUGGUCUCUGUCCCUAGUUGAUCAUUCUAGUUCCAUUUAGCUUCAUACGGGGAGGAUUUCUGUAUUUUGAAAGAUAUGUCUUGAAAAAGUGAUUGCUGAAAAGCAAAACAUUUUGGGGCUAUGACAACAAUGGACUAAUGAAACAAAUACCAAUAUGUUGUUUUUGGGUGGAGUUUUCCUUUGUCACUUGUUUCACUUAUUAGAUUUUUUUUUGGUGCAUUGUUUGUCACUCAGGUAAUGCAGAUUAGACUGCAGAGUUGUGUUGACUACUGUAUUAGUCAGAUAAUGUUUAAAAGACAACGUGGAGAUUUGUUUUCCACAUUGUUUUGAGAAAAUAUGAAUAAAAUACCUUAUUUUUGCCUUCUCUGAACAAAAGAUGAUCUUGAGUAAAGGAUUUCUGACAUAUCAUGGAUUGAUUCAGAUAUCUUCUCACCCCCAGAAAUGCGUAGCUGGAUGUCUGUCAUCACUCAUAACCCCUUCAUUGCAUUAAAAAAUUAAAUCCAUGUCUUUACA
Molecule: messenger RNA, 2399 nt
Organism: Oncorhynchus keta (chum salmon)
Lineage: Eukaryota; Metazoa; Chordata; Actinopteri; Salmoniformes; Salmonidae
Product: RNA 3'-terminal phosphate cyclase-like
Exons: 11
Coding region: 414-1508 (364 amino acids)
Biological process (GO): RNA processing
Cellular component (GO): nucleus
Molecular function (GO): RNA-3'-phosphate cyclase activity
Source: RefSeq, a predicted model, not a curated record